AUGGACACGAAAAGGUCCAUUACCCUAUUGGCGUGGAUUUACCAUCAGGGGCGUGCGGGACCAAUUUUUAACUAUAUGCCGAACGGCUGGGGCGUGCAUUUCUGGAUGAUUUCACCUAGAACGCUUUUUGUACGAUUCACGCGCCGCCGAGGACGCCGCUUCACCAGAGCGGUAAUUAGUAGGACAGUCUCGCCCAACAGAUGGCAGUUUGUUGGUGCCACGUAUAGUCAAAAGACCGGCGUUGCAAAGUUGUUUGUAAAUUCGAGGUUUGUCGUGCGAAAGCGCAUUGGAAGAAUAAGACUAGCGACCAACUAUCCCGUCAGGAUGGGGGCACGCAUUGGAGAUGGGAGAUACUUUCGAGGACGAAUAUCCUGUAUGCAGGUGUACAAUGGCGCACUAUCUCGCUUUCAAAUCAAGACUAAAAAGCAAAGAUGUUUUAGAAGUAAGUCAUUUUUUUAAAGACAUUUUGCCAUAGUUUAUAGAUUUAAGUUACUCUUUCUUUUUUUUUUUCCUCUAAAUUUAAGGAACAUAGACAUAAACACUGAUCUCAGGUACUGCUGGCCAUCUUGGUAUAAUUUCUCAAAAGACCUCGGUACUUUAUUUUCGUCGUUUGAGUCAGUAAAACGGACAAGCCGCAUGAUCGACGAUGACCAGUACAAAAUAUGGAUCUACAAGCUUUAGCAGAAAUCCCCCUCUCUGUGUUUUAUCGAAGCUCUAUGCUGGAAUUUUGUACAGUAACAAUGUUUUCGUUCUUCCUUGCUGUGAUAGAACCCACACGUCCUCUCCCCAGGCCCAGGCCUAGACCCAGACCACGACCGAGACCACUGCCAAAGCCAAAGCCGAGACCCAGACCUAAGCCUGGACCAGGUGACAAUUUUAAUGUUGAGUCUUUUUAACCGUUCAACCACUGACGUAUAAGAAACUCUCCAUUUUCUCCUCCAAGAUAAACAUUUUCUUUUUUAUCUUCCUUUGUUUAGUUUAGUUUAGUUUAGUUUAAUUUUAGAGCGUUGGUAAAUUAUAUCAUUUGCCCUUCAGUUAGGACGCCCCAAAAAUGAAAUAAAGAAACUGGCACUGUUAACAGAAGUCGAAGUCUUCUUUUAUGUUUUCCUAUUGAUAGCGUCAUGCGUGGCUCUCCCAUUUUGUUUUUACUCCUAAUUUUUUUCCUUAUUGAUAUAUUUUGUACUAGUGUGUAGAGCAUCAAUCGACCUUGCCUUCCUGAUUGAUGGUUCUGGAAGUGUCGGUGUAAAGAACUUUCGCCGCUGCCUUGCAUUUGUCCAGAACCUCAUCCGAGGAUUUAAGAUUUCACCUCGCUACACUCGCGUUGCAGCAGAGGUUUAUUCUUCCAGUACGCGUAGAAUAUUUCCAUUCACACGCUACAGAAAUGUGUACCAAGUGUUAAGAGCCGUUGGAUCCAUAAAAUAUGCUCAUGGAGGCACCAAGACAGGAAAUGCUCUUAGGGAUGUCAAAAGAUAUCUGUACCGUGGAAGAUGCAGGCGAAAGAGGGUUCUCAUUGUAUUGACUGACGGACGAUCACAAGAUGCUGUCCUUAAACCAUCACGGGCGUUAAAACGCGCCAAAGUUGAUAUUUUUGCUGUCGGCGUGGGUCGGGGCUACAGUGUGACGCAGUUAAAUGAAAUAGUGACCGACCGAGGUCACGUGUUUACGGUUGAUUUUCGAAACCUCAACUCCAUCAUUAAGGCCAUUAAAAAGAAAGCUUGCAAAGGUAAGCAAUGAUGUAUUUUUGCGGGCCACUUGAUAUACUAACUGAUAGUACUGAAAAUGUAAGGAUUACUAGCGAUGCGAAGUUCGUGAUUGUGAAAUAAGACUUCACUGGCUUAUUAAUCCACCAAGUGGCCUGUCAGAUCACAGUUUUUUGCGUUUUGUGUAUCAUUAUGACACUUAGUAAUUCCUUCGUUUUGCAUUCUUAUUUUGUGUUUCAAUUAAUACUUUAAAUUCUUCUCUUGCUAUUUUAAGGAGGACGAAAGCCACCAGCUCCACACAGACCGUCAGGUAUGGCUCGUUGACAAUUUUCCUUUGGUUUUUCCUCUUUUUUCUUUUUUUUUUCUAAUGGCAGUGGCAGGAUGUCUGACUGAGGAGGCAAAAUUCCCAUUCUGAGGAAGAGAACCAAUUAAAAUGUUAAAAGCUUUCUAAACUUCUCAAGGGCUCAUAAUUUCUUUUCAGGAACACUACGAGCCGUUGCUGUGUACCCGUUGAACGUCCUCACUAAGUCACGUGACAUCAGUUUUAGCAGAAAUCCACCAGGUAUUAUGUCUUAUGUUCGACCUGCUCCAGGCCCUGACGGACGGCGUGGGACGAGCUUUGAGUUCCAUGGACAAAGGAAUAGCUUCAUAGAGUUCCCAAACAACGGUAAACUAGACACGCGAAAGUCCAUUACCAUUCUAGCUUGGGUGUACCAUUUGGGUCGAGCAGGACCAAUAUUUAACUACCAUCCAAAAGCUUGGGGUGUUCAUCUUUGGAUGAUUGGCCGUCGGGCUCUGUUUGUUCGUUUUACAAAACGUCGAACGCGAGACUUUACAGCUGCUUUGGUGAGUAAGACUGUAAAACCCAGCCGCUGGCAGUACGUAGGCGCGUCUUACGAUCAUUCAACUGGAACUGCCAAGUUGUUCGUCAGUGGUAGACUGGUGGCGAAGAAGCGUGUCGGAAGAAUACGAUUGGCAACAAAUUACCCGGCACGGACGGGAGUGCGGAUUGGUGAUCGCCGAUAUUUCCGUGGUAGAAUUUCAUGUAUUCAAGUAUACAACGUCGCGCUAACAGCACGACAGAUUCAGGCACGAGCCAAGAGAUGUUUUGUGCCAGGUUAGUGUUCUAUCAACGGAGAAAGCUAUUUCAUUUGAAUGCAAUGCAGGGCAUUGUUAUUAUUAAUUCAUUUUCCAUGUCUUUUAUACACCCAUUUAAAAGUGACUUAAAAUGCGUUGCAAUUACUUACUUACAAAUAUUAAGUAACGAAAUUAAAUUUGGUCAAGAGUUAAGUGGUCAACACAUGCAAAUGUCUUUUGUUAAUAGAAUAUUAAAAAUAGGUUACAAAAUUUUUAGUUUCUUUUUUGUCCAUUAUUUUACCUGUUUGCGCAGGGGCAUUUCAAUAAUUCAUUUGAUGAUCUCUUAACCGAAAAAUUGAACAUAAUGUUCUCAUUUGAAAUCAGCAAUAUUGCCCUUUAGUUGUCAUUUUUUUUCUUUCUUUACUGACCUUUUGCGUUCCUCUCAAUCCAAAUCCACCCCAGGGCUCCCAAAACCACGUCCACCACCACGCCCAUCAGGUAACUUGUAUAAGAGCAGAGGAUGCUUCAGAGACAAGCCGCGCAGAGCCAUGGGAAGGCUUCUUGGCAACUUGCGUCGAAGAAGAGAUGCGAUUAUGCGUUGCUUUAUGUUAGCGUCCAGAAGAGGGUAUCGCAUGUUUGGUGUGCAGGAUGGUGGAGAGUGCUGGUCAGGUCCUUUAGCGCACCGGACAUUUAAGAGAUAUGGACGCUCAAACAGGUGCAGAAAUGGAAGAGGAGGUCCUUGGGCAAAUGACGUAUAUAUCAUUAUCACUAGAAGUGAGUAAAGCGGAAAUUAGAUGUAGAAAUCCUGAUGACUGUUUUGUUCUUCCUGCAGUUUUUCUUAUUUUAUUUUUUAUUUUUACCUGAUAUUGAACCCAGGCCCUAGUUGUUCGAAGGCCGAUUAGCGCUAACCCAGGGUAAAAUUUUAACCCAGGUUUCUUUUUCUUUUGUUCAAAAGAAUUUGCCGAGAUUAUUUUGUCUAUUCUGUUUAGGCCAUCCUAUCAUUAAACUGUAAAGAAAAAGAAUAAAAGUAAUUUUGCUUUUUGAGCUGUGAUAUCUGAAUUCAAAUUUCGCACUAACCCUGGGUUAUCUUCGGUUAUCUUAACCCUGCUUUAAACAACCAGGCCCAGAUGUUCAAGCAACGUCCGUGUAUUAAUUCGUACAUACCUCUGUUCGGGUAAACAUUUUGAUGAUAACUGCGCGACAAUGUAGUGUUGGUUUUAAUUUUAAAAAAAGCUAAACUUUCUCCGAAGAUUCUGUGUUCUAAUAUGUCAGUGCUCAUGUAAACUGCAUGUGAGGGUAACAAGUAGCCCAGACCAAAUUGCAGCGUUAUCUCUAUCUGAGAGAACAAAAAUGGCUGGCUAUAUUAAAAAUUUUUAAGUUAAGCACAGUCCUAACAAAGAUGAACUGUAAUUUCUGAUGCAUUUUUAUUUUAAUUUAUUAAUUUAUUUAUUUUUUAUUUUUUUUACCGUUUGUCAUCUUAGGACCUGUUCCGCGACCGCUUCCUCGUCCCAGACCUCGGCCUCGUCCAGCCCUGCCAGGUAUCACUGCUUUACAUACAUACUUGCUGAAGUGAUAUUCAACCUAAAACUCCUCAAAAUAUAUAAACUUUAAAUUACUUUCCAAUCUUUUUUCUUCUUUAUAUGCAUGGCAAAUUACAAAAACAAAUGACGAUCUGUGUUAUUUUCUUAUAUCUUUAGGAUUUACAUUAUCUGCAGAAUUAAUACUUUUCUUGCAACCAAGGCUGCUUAACAAUGAUCGCUUAUGAAAACAUCACCCUUAAUUUCUAAGCGGUAAAAAGAGGAUUGGGUUUAGGUGUUAAUUUAAUCGGAACUUGUUGUUGGAUCAGAAGGGAACAUUAAUCCGCGUUCGAAUCGAGAAAAAACAUUGUUUAUAAUGCCAUUUUUUUCUGAUAUAGUCUGCAAGGCACGUGUAGACCUGGGCUUCAUUGUGGAUGGUUCCGGAAGUGUUGGCCGUGCCAACUUUAUCAGAUGUUUGAACUUCAUCAAAAACUUGGUGAGCUCGUUUACUAUCUCACCUCGAUAUUCAAGGGUGGGCAUCUUAGUAUACUCUCAUCGCGUCAUCCCAGUAUUCUCGUUCGGAAGAUACCAACGUCUCGGCGACGUACUGCGUGCUAUCAACAAGAUCAAGUACCCUAGCGGAGGAACCAAGACAGGUCGCGCGCUAUCAUUCUCAAGAAAGUUCCUGUUUGCAAGGAGUAAUUACCGAAAGGUCCUCAUAUUGAUGACAGAUGGCAAGUCGUACGACAAAGUGAGGCAGCCAGCCGCGACGUUACGAAACAUGGGUGUGGAGGUUUUUGCUUUGGGCGUUGGAAAACGUUUCAGCAUGCGGCAGCUCAUUCAGACAGCAAGCAAUCGUCGGCAUGUUUUUACCGCAGACUUUAAAAACUUGGGUUCAUUUGUGAGAGCGAUUAAGCAGAAGGCUUGCAAAGGUAACCUCUUUUUUUAGCAUACGUAUUACCUUGAAGUAAGGGAGUAUUAAAUUUUAUGUUCAUUAUGGUGUUGAUGCGAAUGUGGUGUCAUGAAUCCAGCGUAACCUGCAUCGCACAGGUCACAUUCAAAUUUUUUAACAAGACACUGUUGGAUCUUAGACAACAACUCCAUGUUCGUAAAUUUUUAAGGUUACUUGAAAAAUUGAAGUGGCUUGUUUAUAAAUGUGAACGUGAACUAUGCCAUGCAGGUUAUGUCGGAUGCACAUGCCGUCACUGUCAAAUUUCCAGAUAAGUAACAAUGAAAUUGCUUGGAAAAUCGCUUGAAUGAAACAAAUUACCUUGGUGUCAAAUGUAUUUAGAAUUAAGAUAUACCAUGAUCUUACGCAGCGUUCACACUUGCUGCCCGAGCAUGGUGCCCGAAUGCGAUACUCGUUAGGCACUGAUACUAAAAGCUUCCUCAACCGCUUUGGAACCUCUGUUUGUUAUAAAUUGCGCCAGGUCAGUUUUUCCCUUUCGUUUUUGUUGGCUUGCGUAGACACCUUUUUUUAAGUACCGACGCUAGAAUUCGGCACGUUUCUGGUGCUGGAGACAUUGUAUUCGGGCACAAAAGUGGGCACCGGGUUCAGUGCGCAUAACAUUUUAUUUAGUUUUGCGGCAGUCCACUGCUUUGUAGACGCUGCUAGGCUGAUGUUUUAAAUUGGCGUCCGACAGGGCGAAAUGGGGUAACUAUGUACAUAGUUAUAUAUCGGGUAUUCAAGGUGUGAACAUUACACUAUUUGUUUUUAGUGUUGUUAUUGUUGUUUAUGUUGUUUCCGUGUCGGUGGUGUUUUUCUUGAGGGGUUUAUGCUUUGUUUUUGUUGUUGCUAUUGUUGUUGUUGUUUUGUUUUGUUUUUUUGUAGUAGUAGUCUAUGCUCUUUCGUUGUUACGAUUGCUGUUAGUGUUAGAGCGAUUUUCGUAUGACCUUGAAAAAUGGUUUCGGUAAGUGUUUCUUAUUUGUUUCAUCAGCCAAUGGAUGAAUAGGUCAAAACAUGGCCUCUUCGUUUUCCCGCCAAAGAAAACCCUAACGUGAAAAGGCAUUGUUCGAUUGGCCAGUCACGUCGCAGUAUGACGUCAAAGCGAAGCAUCGGUUGAUUUCCAGAAAGUUCUGGGGCGUGAAGUUUUUUCACCCGAGCGUUCGCUCAACCAACCAAAAGCCGCGUGCGUUUGUAUCUGUUCGAUAAACCAAUCAAAUCGCUCUAUUUCCGUUCGUUUGUUGUUCCUGUUUUGUUAGCGCGUUUUCAUUUCGAGGUCAUACGAAAAUCGCUCUAUUCAUGUUAGAAAGUAUCGUCUAUUAGAACAGCAUUUCAGCAAUCUAUCAAUUUUUUUCUCUCCUUUUUAGGUUUGAAAAAACCCAACAAGCCACGUAAGUAUAAAAAGUGUUACACUUUUGUACUAUAAACAUCUAUCUUAAAUUCAGCUUGUUUCAAGGUACAUGUUUUUCGAAAACUGGUCCCUUCAGUUGAUAUCAGACCACUACACAGACAAUGGGCAACGGUUUAAGUAAUAUUAUCUGAAGAAAAUAUGAAUCAACAAGUCGGUGACCGUAUGGAUUAUUUUAUUUAUUGGGUUAGGGGAGACAUGCAUAGCUGAAUAAUUAAUAUCCAUCUUUAGACAGAUAUCUUUUCUUUGUUUCCUAACAGACGCCAUAUCGUCUAUCGCCAUAUUUCCGUUUAGUAAAGCAUACGGGGGACGAGAAAUACGGAAGAGAAACCCGGCUGGUCGUCCCAUCCGGGUCUUUUUUUCCCCAGGCCCUGAUGGACUACCAUAUGGCUCUUACUACUUCCCUGGCCGACGAAGUAGUUACGUGGAAAUCCCGAACAGAGGAACACUGGACUUAAGGAGCUGUGUGACCAUAUUAGGGUGGAUAUAUCACCAAGGAAACGCGGGUCCAAUCGUGAACUAUAAACGCAAUGGAUGGGGAGUGCACUUAUGGAUGGUAAGUCCUAAGACGCUCUUUGUACGAUACACGCAGCGUCUUGGCAGGCGCUUCACGCAUGCUUUGGCGUACCGUGGAGUCAGGCCGCGAACUUGGCAAUUCGUGGGAACGUCCUACAACAAAAAUACGGGUGUUGCCAAGCUCUAUAUCAACGGCAAGAUGGUAGCACGUCGCAAGAUUGGCAAGAUAUCAUUGGCUACAAAUUACGAGAUCAGAGUUGGAGCACGACAAGGUGACCGACGCUACUUCCGCGGAAGAAUUGCCUGCCUGCAAUUUUACAGUGCAGCUCUGACCACCAAUAUGAUCCGACGGCGUAUGAAGACUUGCUUUAGAAAAGGUAGGCGCUUGUAAAAUGACAUGGUUUUUUGUCAUGAUAUUAAUGUUUUAGGUAAAUUCUAUGUUGAAAUCAUUACUUAAUGCCUUUACGCAUACACAAAAUGCUCCUGUAGAGUUAAGAAGAAGAUGUCGAACACAUUUCACUGGGGAAUACUAACAAUAAUAUUUUUUGGUAAUUUUUGCAGGCAUAGCUUUAAAAAUUGAAAAAAUUGGCCCAACUUUCAAUCCAUGUUUAUCUGUGCCAUCCGUUUUCAACAAACGAAAGGAAACAGUGUCACUCCCUAAAUAUAGUAUUAAAUAACAAUUCAACCGAUACAAAGACAUCUUUCAGCUUUUUUAAAAGAUACAAAAUAGCGUGACGUAGCCACUUUAAGUAAAUGACCCAGUAUUACAAGUAAUCUCUACAAAAAAAAUGAAAGUCAAACUGUUAUGGUUACGGGUGAUUGUAUACACAGUAGCAGGGGCACCCAACGACAGUUUUCUCCUUAUACAUUGAAAACACUUUUUAGGCUGUCAAGAGUACUUCUAGAAAUGCAUUCUAAGUGGCGCUAUAAAAUUUGUAUCUGUUCGGUCACCGUAGGGGAACUCGAGUCUCUACGAAAUUACAAGAGAUUCAUCUUUAUUAUUCCGAAAAUUUUAGGGGUAAUUUGACGUAUUACGAAAGUGAGAAUUUUUCUAAUUCCUCUCUCCAUCACAUUUUUGAAUCCGAAAAUUUUAGGUUUCCUUUUUUCUGUCAAAAAUGGCCUAACCUAAGGAGUGAAAUAUGAAAAAAAUAAACUUAAGAAAAUCGUAGGGCAUUCAUUAGAGAAGCUUUAAAAAUUUGUACAUGAAUGGCACGGUCAUUUAGAAAUUUUUAGCCGUCCUCUAGUAAUAGAAAAUCCUAGGCAAUAUCUGCCUCUCCGAACAGCUAUUUUACAGAAAGCAGUCGUUGGGUGCCUCUGACAUAGUUACCAGCUAUAUUUGUCCCAAAAGAAACUCGCACAAACUAUCCAAAGAUGACUGAUCGUAACAAACAUAGUCAAAUAAAGGUGGAUCUUGAAUAUUUUGCCGUAGGGUCGAGGCCUGUUCCUGUGCCCAGACCAAGACCUGGUGGAAGAGGUAAGUAUAUAAACUAAAUUUACAAGAAUUUCAAAAACGAGUCCUUUAUACUGUUUAUAGAUAACCUGUGAGCGAUUUCAGUCGUUUGCCAACGUGUUGUUUAGUUCAGUAGUACAUUGGAUACAAAAAACAGUUGAAUACUCUCUGCCAACACUGAACAGACAAUUAUAAGUGACUUCGAAAAACCUUCUUGCUUCUACAUCCUUCAUGGUGCAUGUUCCUUUAUUUGUCAAAAAUACGCCUCUAAUUUAUGAUUUACGGACAAUGCAACAUGUAAUCCUUUUUAGCAUUGGAUUAACUUGGAAAAGAAGAAGAAUUUUGCGUUACAUUUAAUUUUUUUCUUUAGUUUGCAAAGCUAAACUUGACCUUGGUUUUGUCAUUGAUGGCUCUGGUAGCGUGGGAAUCAAGAACUUUAAGCGCUGUCUUCAGUUCAUAAAGAACAUGGUUCGCACAUUCGUCUUAUCGCGCCGUUUCACACGAAUUGGUGCCGUUCUGUAUAACACCAGGGCUUACAAGAUAUUUGGAUUUAAUCGGUAUGGAAACAAAAACCAGGUCCUUAAAGCUGUAAGCCUCAUACGGUACCCAAGGGGAGGGACCAAGACAGGCAGGGCCCUUAGAUACGCGUACCGUUAUCUCUUCCGUCGAAGUAAGAGACGAAAGGUAUGUAUGAUUUUACUGCUGUAACGUAUAAGAGUGUCGAAUGGAAAAUUCAAAGAAUAAUAGUUGUUCCUUCCCUUUCCACAGUACUCACGUUAUGCCCUUAGCGCUGAAGCUACGGUAAAACAAACAACAAAACGUACAACUUUUUUGUAACAUUGCUACAAAACGAGUUGAAAAGAUAGGUUCCGCGUUUUACUGACUUCUGAUUGAAUAAAAUUACGCCGGUAUCACGCUAUACACGGGUCUUAACGUCACUUGCUACAAAGCAAGUUUGCCUUGGGCCGCUAAAACGAGCAACAUUGAAAGAUUUUGUUGCAAAAAGUAAAAUCAAGUACCUACUUUCUACAACAACAUUUCUCCACGUGCAACAACGCGAUUUGUUACAAGACAGGUUGGGUGGUGAAACGGGCAACAUCGGUAUUCAACUCGUUUUGCAGCAAUAGCAAUGUUGUAAAACAAAAUGCACUUUUUUGGAUAGAUGUGUAUGAAAUAAAUCAAAUAAUAAUCAGCUCCCAACAUCAGUGGCUUCAUAACUCAGUUGAUUAGACCAUCGCACCAGUAAUGUGAGUUCACGGGUUCAAAUCCCGUUGAAGUUCUGAAUUUUUUUCAGGCUUCUUACGCAAUUGCAUAAAUUGCUUUCACAGCUUCGAGGGUCAUUCUUCAUUUGCUUGCACGUGUUUGUUACCUGUUUUACUGUAUCGUAAAGAACGUUCGUCAAGGCACAUGCAUGAAAAUGAUGAUAGUUAACAUGGGUGACCCCAGCCUUUAUCUUAGUGUGUUGAAUGUUUAGGCUUGGAAUUGAAUGUUACCUUUACACGUCGUUCGAUGAUGUAGUGUAAUGAUCAAAGCGGUCACUUAAGUAAGUUUUUCAGAAAAGGCCUUCUGAUUCGCAUUCUCAUUUAAGGCCGUCAGGGCCUAAGUCGCCUGUAACCAUGGGGCGCGAAAGAGAUCCAGUGUUACUAACAGAACACGUACAGUUGAAUACGAGAAGGCCUGGCUUUGAAAAAACAGAAUAAUCUCUCAAGCAAUGGACAAGCAAUUUGUUAUGUCACGUGCAUAGACCAUACAAUUAAUGUGAUCGAUAAUUUCCUUUUUCGUCUUCUUAAGGUGUGUAUUGUCAUGACAGAUGGUCGCUCGUACGACAGCGUGACUGCACCUGCGCGAACCAUGCGCAAAGGAGGAGUUGAAGUGAUCUCAUUGGGUUUGGGAUUGCGUUACAACAUUCGCCAAUUACGACAAAUGGCAUCCAACCGUCGGCUCGUGUUCACAGCACGGUUCAGAAAUCUGAAUUCGGUUGUCAGAGUGAUAAAAAGGAAAGCUUGCGGUGCAACAGGUCGGUAAACACUGAAACAAACAAGGUAUUAUUAUAACAGGGUGUUAAAAUGUGAGUAGCGUGUUUGGCAGCCAAGGCAAAAUAACCCUUAUGCUUUAUAGCUAGUUUCGAUAGUAGUGUAUGUAAAAGGAAAGUCAUUUUUCCUUUUCCUUUUCUUUUUUUAAACCCUAUCCUUUUAAAUUUUUUCCUACCUUAGGUGUAAAGCCGAGACCACCUCCUCGACCCAAACCUCCACGUCCUGGACAGGCUACUUACUACUGGGAAGGUUGUUAUAAUGACAAAAGAAGACGAGCUAUUAAAUCUAGACUCGGCAACUUCCACAGGCACAAAGAUCCUAUCAACGCAUGUGCUAUGGCAGCCUUAAGGCGAGGUUACAAAGUCUUUGCAGUAGAGAACGGUGGAGAAUGUUACUCGGGCCCACGGGCGUAUCAGACAUAUAACCGAUAUGGACCGACCAAUCGCUGCAGGCGAGGAAGAGGAGGAUCAUGGGCAAUGGAUGUGUACAAAUUUGGAAAACGUAAGUCUAGUUAAAAAUUUCUCUGUUGAUCCAUGGCAUGAGGUGCCUUGGACUGGCGGUCUUCAGAAUUAAGGAUAAUCUAAAUCCGUUUUUACCGUAAGAUUACUCCCUGACAUUUACAACCCUGAUUGGCUGACAUGUACAAUAGUUGUUUUUACAGUUAUUACCGUGUUUGAUGUGGCAACAAGACGAAAAGGUCAUUCUGCAUUGAAAUAAUCCAUUAACCUCGUUUGAUCGUUUGUAUGCCUUCUUGGGCAUAGGAAUAUUUGAUCGUAGUAUCAACUGUGGUUAUAUAUGUACACAACAUUUCAGUUGUUUCAACACCUUGGGGGAAAAAAUAUUUCCAACGUCUUUGCCUAUCCUCAUUCCAAACCACUUUCAAUUGAAAGAGCUCAAGAAUCAAAGUAGAGAGAACCAUAUGUGUUCACUUUCUUUUCUUGCCCCAUUCGUGCCUCGAAUUUUAUUGGGCCUCAGUAUAAAACUGACCAUAGAUUUGUGCCUCAUGCGGUUGUCAGCGUAUUGCUCCUGCCAAAAGCAAAAAAGUUCAGUUCAGCUGGUGGUUUCAACUUUUGGUCUGCCAAACCUUAUUAAUGCACAAGUAGUGUAAUGAUGGUGUGAACAGAACAAAGUGGUAGAGGUCUCUAAGUAGAUUUAACCAGAAGCCUUAAUAUGUCGAAUAAAAACAACAACAACAACACCAAAGGUCUUGAUGAAUUUUUCUUAUUGAUGACCAAACAUUAAACUUAGUCAUGUGAUAGAAAUUAAUGCCACAUACUAGUGUUUUGCUUUUGUCUAAACAUCCUCUGUUAUAUUCUAGUUCGUGGCUGGUCCAAUGUCGUUAUCCGAAACCUUGGCUGUUUUAGAGACAAACGAAGGCGAUCUGCAGGAAGUAUGGUGGCUAACUUGAGAGGCUUGAAGUAUGCUGUCAGAGACUGCGCGCGCCAAGCCCGAAAGCGAGGUUACAGAAUCUUUGCCGUACAGAACGGUGGCGAGUGCUUUAUGGGUCCGAGAGCGAAAAUCACAUACAAAAUGUACGGUCGAUCAAAGCGAUGUCGAGGAGGGAAAGGAGGUCCUUGGGCAAAUGAUGUUUAUAUCAUUAUCAUAAAAGGUACACUCCGAGAUCUGUUCAGUGGUGAUUUCAGAAAACAUCUGAUGACUGAAUAGACUUCUUGUCUUUAGAGUUUAGUGGGCAUGCCCUGUAGACUUAAUAUGGUCAAUGGUGUUCACAGUCCACACUUCUGAGUGGAGUAUCGUCCAAAUCAACCCGAUUAAGGUUAAGCGAAUGGAACGAGGAAAAUUCCAAUUACCUGAUCGGAAUAAUUCCUCUCUCAAAACUAAAAAUCGCCCAGUGCGAUUGCGACAAGUAUUCCCGCCCUGGACACAAAACUGUCAACCUCUGAAAACAUUAUCUUAAUUUUCAUGACUCGCACAAACUCUUUCUCCAAGUUGGUGAAUUGGUGAAUUUAGAAGUCAAAUACCUAUCUCUGUCAAUCAAGGAGUUGAAUCGAAUCAUAGGAAGUCUGUUGUACUAUGUAUACUCAAGGAAUAUUUAUUAAUAAGUUGAAGGACUAAAAACAAAAAUCGGAAGAUGUUAUUAGCUACGAUUACUUUUGUGGAAAUAUUCUUUGUCAUUUAAAUGCAGCUGAAACAACUCCCAACAAUUUUGGGACUUGUUGGCAAACAAUGUUGCGCCCGUUUGCACGGGGCACGGGGUUUCAAACUUUGCAGAACAACACGCAACAACAUCGAACAACAUGCAACAGGGUGUGCAAACGGACGCAACAUCCAACAAUGUUGGGAGUUGUUGGCCAACAAUGUUGCGUCCGUUUGCACGUAGCUUAGCCUUUAGUCAUUUUGGUGUUCUGUGUUCUUUAGGUCGACCACGGCCCAGACCUAGACCGAGACCAAGGCCACGGCCCAGACCUAGACCAAGACCGAGGCCACGACCCAGGCCUAGACCAAGACCGAGGCCGCGACCCAGACCCAGACCUAGACCUAGACCACGGCCAAUACCUGUUCCCAGACCGUCUGGCAAAGGUAGGUACAUAACAAAGAAUGUGUGCCUAAUUGUUUGAACCGUGGAUUUAAUGUUGCGUCCAAUUUGCGCUUUGAAGACAUGGCUUCAGACGUGGCUGCUGUAAAAUCGCACUGAUCCAUAUAAAACCUCUCAUUGGCAUGGAUUUUCAUGGAAGGGUUUGCAGAACCUUAGGAGCUAGGAGUCAAACACUCUAAUCGAAUCACCUGUAUACGGUCGAAUUUGUUAUUAUUACUGCAUCACUUGCUUAGUAUUAUUUUAACCUUUUUCUUUUUUCUCUCAGUUUGUCGUGCACGUCUGGACUUGGCUUUCUUGAUUGACGGUUCUGGCAGCAUUGAGCGUUCAGGCAGAGGCAACUUCCGGCGCUGUCUAAAUUUCGUCAAAAAAAUGGUAUCUUCCUUCAAAGUGUCACCCUCCUUCACCCGGGUUGGCGUAGCUCUCUUCUCAUCUCGAACUUGGCUUGUUUUUGGUUUCAACCGUUUCAGAAAUAAGCGACAGAUCUACCGAGCAAUAGAUAGAAUCAGGUAUCCGAGUGGAGGAACAAGGAUUGGAAGCGCACUUCGCUUUGUAAAAUACAGACUUUUCCAAGGGAGCAGACAGCGAAAGGUGGGCAUUGCAAAGUUAAAUACUUUACGUAUUUGCUUAGAAAAGAAAUCAUUUUCUGGAACUUAGAUGUCGCUCAUUAAAAACUGAAGCUGAGCAUUUAAGUUUAAAUGAUUCCGCCAUUGAAUAAAUGAUGUGAAACUUGACAACAGCAAACAAGACACAUUCAUUUUUUUGUUAUUUCGUUUUCCCGUGGAAAGCAGUCUUUUUUGACAGCGACAUUAGAGUUUAACGGUGUAAUUCUGUUUAUCUUACAAUGCAGCAACUAAAAAAACAAUAUUGAAAUGGUAAGCUGUCUAUAUUACAGCUAUAAUAAUCAAUUUAACCACAUACUUCCUCCGAUUUAACUUUGAUGACGUUAAUAUUCUGGAUUUAUUUCUUUUAUUAGGCCCUUAUUUUGCUAACGGAUGGCAUGUCGCAGGAUCGAGUCUUAAGGCCAUCUCUCGCGCUUCGUCACAGUGGAGUAAACACUUUCGUAGUUGCAAUCGGAAGAAGAACGAGCCGUCGACAAUUGACUCAAAUCGCGCCCAGUUCGAAGAAUGUUUACAGAACAAGCUUUGCCAGACUAAACUACCUUGUACGGUCCAUCAAGAGACAAGUCUGUGCAGGGAAAGGUGGGAUUGAAACUUAG
This is a messenger RNA of Porites evermanni, 14414 nucleotides long. NCBI's taxonomy places the organism in Eukaryota, Metazoa, Cnidaria, Anthozoa, Scleractinia, Poritidae. The record is from the annotation of a GenBank genome assembly.